Rana temporaria (common frog) is the source of this 1132-nucleotide messenger RNA. It is a transcript of the gene XRCC2, whose product is annotated as X-ray repair cross complementing 2. Gene Ontology annotation, cellular component: replication fork; centrosome; Rad51B-Rad51C-Rad51D-XRCC2 complex. The transcript is spliced from 3 exons. Gene Ontology annotation, biological process: DNA strand invasion; double-strand break repair via homologous recombination. The record is from RefSeq and is a predicted model, not a curated record. NCBI's taxonomy places the organism in Eukaryota, Metazoa, Chordata, Amphibia, Anura, Ranidae. Gene Ontology annotation, molecular function: ATP-dependent DNA damage sensor activity; ATP binding; four-way junction DNA binding. The coding region runs from base 286 to 1107 and encodes 273 amino acids.
UCAGGGAGUCCUCGCGGAGUGAUACAGCGUGAUCCGUCUCCGCUGUCACUGCCUGGGAGCCGCCCUCUCAGCCUGACCUGACCUCACACUUAUUAGUAAACCCCGCCUCGCGGGCACUGGACCCCGCCCACAUAGCCAGGAAGUGAGGUCUGAUCGGUGACUGGCUGGAUCUAGGUCUCGCGAGACUAGGGCGCAAUGCCUGCGAUAUCGGCUGCUGGUGCUGGCCGAGCUUAGCGCGGAUAAUGAGCGUGGGAGCGCGAAGAGCGGAGUCCGGCACUCAGGUGAAUGGUGACUCAGUUGCUUGCUAGACUGGAAGGUCGAGCAUCACUUAAAGAACUUGAGCCAUUACUUUUUGCCAGCGUAGACUGUCCAGUUCAUGGUGAUAUAAUCGAAUUUCAUGGUGCCGAAGGCACAGGGAAAACGGAAAUGUUCUGCCAUCUAAUUGCACGGUGCAUCUUGCCCAAAUCCGAAGGUGGUUUACAGGUGGAAGUGAUCUACAUAGACACAGAUUAUCACUUUGAUAUGCUGCGGCUGGUGACUAUUCUUGAACACAGGUUGGCACAGAGCAAUGAGGAGACGGUGAAAGAGUGUUUGAGUCGACUCUUCCUAGUCUGUUGCAACAGUAGUGUUCAGCUGCUUCUUACUCUUUAUUCUCUAGAAAACAUGUUUUGCAGUCAUCCCACACUGUGCUUAUUAAUCAUAGAUAGUCUUUCUUCCUUCUACUGGAUCGACAGGAAUAAUGGAGGAGAUAGCAUUGCCAAGCAAGAGUCGAACAUGAGAAAAUGCAUUGAGCUUCUUGAUAAACUGCUAAAAGAAUACAAGUUGGUUCUUUUCGCUUCAACGCAAACGCUCAUGCAGAAAUUUUCUAAUGAUGUCAACAAAGGAUCUUCUCAUUCCACUGAACUCGCUGCUCCCAUCUUGAACUUUAAGCCUUACCUCUGUAAGUUGUGGCAGCAGGUCACUACACAUAGGAUCCGCUUUUCCAAAGACGCAAUGCAACCAGAUAACGUCCAGACGUUUUCCAUAACCUCCAAUCACCUGAAGACCAACAGUGUCACUAGACACACGUUUGUAAUAGCUGAUUUUGGAGUGAAAUUUAUUUCUUGAUCCUGUAUUAUAAUGUAUUCUUCUU